AAUAGUGAUACCAGUAAGUUACCGCAAAAAUACAAUAGAAAGUCUAACAUUAUGCCCCUCUGAGUGCUACAUCCUGUAGAGGGGUAGUUAUCACCUUACCGUUUCAUUUAUGUGGUUAAACGGUUUUAUCAUUGCAGAGAUUAUCCACUAAUGCCAUGUUUGUUUACAUGUCUCUUAAAGCACAAACUUGACUGUCUGAGCCUUGCAGGAAUGCUUGGAUCUCUUGGCCAGGUGUUGUAAAUUUAAUUGGCAGCAUUUAACUUGCCAACUUGACCCAAUGAACAACUGUAAAAACCUUUUUCUUGUAGUGUAGGUCUGUGUCAAGAGGGUGGGUGGCCCAAUGCAUGUGUGAGUUAUGUGGGUGAAAGAGAGUUUGUGCGUGUUACAGCAGUGCAGACAGUUCUGGUGGUUAUUUUGAAAGUGACCCCCUCUCUGCCGCGGACCGCUCACAGCUGUCGGGACUCGGGAAGCAUGACACAAGAUGACGGAUACGGUUGUCGUAGAGGGACAAGUCAGAAUUCGAGAGGGAAAAAAGUGGAAAAACAGAUGGGUGAUUCUUCGGAAACCUUCGCCGGUAGCAGACUGCCUGUCCUUGCUGGUGUAUAAGGGGCGUGGAGAGAAGAGUAAAGGACAGCGGGAGAGGAGUCGAGCCACGUUGAGGGAUAUCUGUGGGCUGGAGGCUCUUCAGGGGUUUGAUGGAGUGAAUUACGUGCUCAGUCUGCUCUGCCUGAGCCAGUCUGUCAUGCUGGGCUUCGACAACAAAGCGUCUCUUCUGGCCUGGGAUGCUCGUAUCCGCUACAGCCUUGGAGAGGUCCACAGGUUCAACGUCAAUGUCCAGCCUGGCACCAAACUAGAAAGUGGCCCCGCCUCGCUGCAUUUGUGCAACAACUUGGUUGUCAUCGCCAGAGACCUCCCUCCAGCUGUCAUCGGCCAAUGGAAACUGUCAGACUUGAGGCGUUUUGGUGCUGUUCCGAAUGGAUUUGUCUUUGAGGGAGGGACAAGAUGCGGCUACUGGGCUGGUGUUUUCUUCCUAGCAUGUGCAGAAGGAGAACAGAUCAGUUUUUUGUUUGAUUGCGUCGUUCGUGGCAUAUCGCCAAGCAGGGGCCCGUUUGGACUGCGUCCAGUCCUGCCAGACCCCAGUGCUAACCCGUCAUCUAAAGAAGACAGGAUUAGCCAGGAGGCCAGUGAGCUAGAGAGACGACUCAGUAUGCUGUCGAUUUGUAGUCACCACAGCAGUUCAGCCUCCACCUUCAGUUAUGGCGCCUCCUUGGCAGGAGAUGAUCGGAGCAUCUCCAGCUCCUCCUCUGAGACCAGCCAUUCUGAUAACAGCCUAGGAAGCCGCCUGGCGAUAUGGCCUGAGCCGGUCAGACACCCCACCCCUGUCGAACCAUCAUUAUCAUCAUCCCUGUUAGGGGUUACAGGAUCUAAGAGUAGAGCCUGUUCUGUCAGCACGUCCAGUGAUGACCGUCUAUAUGGAGCGAUGAUGGGAGGGCUUCGUCCACCAUCCAAACCUCCUCACCCUAGAGGCCUUCAAGAGGCGGGACGCCAAAGCUCAACAGACAGUGGUAUCGCCACCGGAAGCCACUCUUCGUAUUCUGGAAGCUUCUCCUCCUACACCGGUAGUAUGGAUAUUGGGCAUGGAGAGACUGAUGAGUUUGGAUCCUCAACAAGCCUCCCUCAAAACCCCAAUUCAAACUCUAACUCCCUUAUCAACACUCCAGUACCGACAAUUCCACUAAUUCCUGAGCACAAACCAUGUGUUUGUCAACUCAGAGAGGCUGCUCAAAUGCAGGCCACCGUGUACCAGGUACCCAACCCACCUCUGCAGCAUUAUGACAUCCCCCGCAAGCUCCUACAACACCAAUCAUCCAAUCAGGAACAGUUUUUGACUGUUGCAAGCCAUGGACAAUGGCCUGAAUGUGGAGCCCCGGGACUAGAGGGCAUCCAUGCAGAUGCCACCCCCAAACAAACUGUCCUGCAAAGAUUCAAGUGGUGUGGCGAAGGAACAGCGCCCCCUGAAGGUUCCACCACACCACAAUUACAGCCUGCCACCUGUCCCGACUGUGGGGGAGGAAAGGUGGAGGAGAGGAGCAUGUGUGAGAUGAGAAGCAGUUCUGAGGAGCAAACUGAUGCUGAUCUAAAAGGCAAUUAUGAACAGAUGGCAUUCAUGACUGAUGCAUCCAGGUGGCAACAGUUCAGAGCUGGAGAGUGUGGAGAGACUGGACUGACAGUUAUUGACAAACUUCAAGGUGAUUCUGUUAACUAUGUAAAUAUCCCCAUCAGUCCUAUGUCUAAACGCCAGCUGCACUACAUGGAGUUGGAUCUGCAGGACCGUCCAGAGUCAAGCCACACUGUCAGAGCGGUUGGCUCCAGUACUAAAUACGCCUACAUUGACAUCACUGCAACGGAGACAGCACAGAGGGUGGGAGCCCAGCAUGCUCAGGGCCGAGAGGAGAGACUACAGAACCAAGAACAGAAGAGGAGAGGAACACUCACCUGAACAUAUAACAAAGUGGAGUCAAAACGUCUGAGACAACAUUGAAAAAAAUUCUUUAAACCUAGUUCUUGCAUUUUAUUUAUUUAUUUUUUUAAAGAAAAAUGUAUAUAUUAAAUAUGAAAUAUUUUAAGAUGCUGUCAUAUUUUUAGGUCACUUUUGUGAAUCAUGAGAAUUUUUUUUAUUUAUAAUUUCUUCAUUUUCUUGCAUCCACUGAAGUACAAAAUGUGGAUCAUCAGGUUUUACACAACCUUUUGGAGCAACUCCAUGCCAUUUGUCAUUUUUAAAUCAACAAAGAAGAUACCAAAUAUUAAGAAAUUAAUAAAUUCAUAUGCAUUUUGCAGUUUUAUAUAUAUUUUUUUCUUAAAUUAUGCUGAAAAAUGCAAAGUAGAAUAAUUUUUGGUAGUUGUUUCAGACUGCACUGGAUAUCAUUGGUUCUCAACCUGGGGUCCAAGGCCCACUAGGGGGCCUCAGUAUGAGUCAAAUACAUAGAAUUUUAAGUUUUAUAAAUUUUAUGUUAAAAAGAAUGUUAAUGUUAAAAAAUUUUAAAACUCUAAUCUAAAAUCUAAAAUGAGGAAUUGGAAAAUACAUACAACCAAGAUAUAAACUUUUCAUUCAUAAAAUGAAAAAUAUAGGAGGGCCUUCAAAUAUUUGGUUGCACAGUGGCCUUCAGUUGAGAACUGCUAUACAGAAUAUACUAAUUGUAUUUCUGCAAUGUAAUCUCUGUGCAACUUUGUGGGUGAAUGUAUUAUUUUCCAUGAUUAAAAUUAGCAUGGAAUUAGAAAGGAUAUAAAUUUGAAAGCAGACCCUAAAUGCAUCAACUUUGACUGGUGACUGUAAAUAUAUACUUUCUUUUGUGACCAAUUUUGUUCUGUACAUUUACUCUUGUAAUUAUUUCAUAAGAAACAUAAUUUUUUUUUUUCAAAUAUUUUCAGAAAAUUUCUAUAUUCACUACAGCAGUAUAAAUAAAAAUGAUACAUCAGUGA
Messenger RNA from Cyprinus carpio (common carp), 3480 nucleotides. Its product is annotated as protein Dok-7-like. Lineage: Eukaryota; Metazoa; Chordata; Actinopteri; Cypriniformes; Cyprinidae. Gene Ontology annotation, biological process: positive regulation of protein tyrosine kinase activity; neuromuscular junction development. The record is from RefSeq and is a predicted model, not a curated record. Gene Ontology annotation, molecular function: protein kinase binding.